This is a messenger RNA of Corythoichthys intestinalis (scribbled pipefish), 8870 nucleotides long. Its product is annotated as filamin-C-like. The transcript is spliced from 49 exons. The record is from RefSeq and is a predicted model, not a curated record. Bases 135 to 8546 code for a protein of 2803 amino acids. Gene Ontology annotation, biological process: actin cytoskeleton organization. Lineage: Eukaryota; Metazoa; Chordata; Actinopteri; Syngnathiformes; Syngnathidae. Gene Ontology annotation, molecular function: actin filament binding.
ACGGUCUGGCAGGAACAUUCCAGGGAGUCCUGCACUCUGAGGCACACGCUCGCUCCCUCCGCCGCGGCUCGUCUCGUGCCACUUUUGCGCUGGUUCGGCGCGCUCUCCAGGUGGCGCCGACCGCCGGCACCGCCAUGACGCAGCCGCAGCACCUCCAGAACUUUGUCAGGGAAGAGGAGCCGGAAGAUGGGGCGGAAGCGGAGGAGAUGCCCGCCACGGAGAAGGACCUGGCCGAGGACGCUCCGUGGAAGAAGAUCCAGCAGAACACCUUCACCAGGUGGUGCAACGAGCACCUGAAGAGCGUCCACAAGCGCAUGCUGGACCUGCAGAAGGACUUGGCGGAUGGCCUGAGGCUCAUCGCGCUGCUGGAGGUCCUGAGCCAGAAGAACAUGUACCGCAGGUACCACGCCAGGCCCAACUUCCGCCAGAUGAAGCUGGAGAAUGUGUCGGUGGCACUGGAGUUCCUGGAGCGGCAACACAUCCGGCUGGUGUCCAUUGACUCCAAAGCCAUCGUGGACGGGAACCUAAAGUUGAUCCUCGGUCUGAUCUGGACGCUGAUCCUGCACUACUCCAUCUCCAUGCCAAUGUGGGAGGACGAGGAUGACGAGGAAGCCAGGAAGCUGACGCCCAAGCAGCGUCUUCUGGGCUGGAUCCAGAACAAAGUGCCCCAAAUGCCCAUCACCAACUUCCACCGUGACUGGAGGGAUGGAAAAGCUCUAGGAGCCCUGGUGGACAACUGCGCCCCCGGUCUCUGUCCAGACUGGGAAAUGUGGGAUCCGAGCCAGCCGGUGGAGAACGCCAGAGAGGCCAUGCAGCAGGCCGACGACUGGUUGGGUGUACCUCAGGUAAUUGCUCCAGAGGAGAUCGUGGACCCCAACGUUGACGAACACUCUGUUAUGACCUACCUGUCUCAGUUUCCCAAAGCCAAAUUGAAGCCAGGAGCCCCUUUGAGGGCCAAGACACUGCAUCCAAAAAAGGCCAAAGCAUUUGGGCCAGGCAUUGAACCUCGAGGUAAUGUGGUUCUCAAGCCGGCAGAGUUUCUAGUGGAAACGGUGGAGGCCGGACUGGGCGAGGUUCUGGUUUACGUGGAGGACUUGGAAGGGCACACGGAAGAGGCACGGGUGAUCCCCAACAACGACAAAAACCGAACAUACUCGGUAGUCUAUCUGCCCAAAGUGGAGGGUCUCCAUAAAGUAAAGGUUCUGUUUGCGGGCCAGGACAUCAAUGGUAGCCCCUUUAUGGUCCAUGUCUCCAAAGCCAUGGGGGACCCGAGCCGGGUGCAGGCCCGUGGCCCGGGACUGCAACACGUGGGAAACGUGGCCACCAAGCCUACCUACUUUGACAUCUACACGGCAGGCGCUGGCGCCGGCGAUGUGGGCGUGAUCAUCGUGGACUCGAAUGGUCGCAGGGACACCGUGGAGGUGGUCUUGGAAAACAGAGGCGAUAGCAUCUUCCGAUGCACCUACGUUCCAGUCCUGGAUGGGCCGCACACCGUUCAUAUCACCUUUGCAGGACAGGAGAUUCCCAGGAGCCCCUUCCCUGUCCUCAUAGCACAAGUCCCACAGAGCGUCUCCCCGCCUCCGUCGGUGUCCGCCGCGUCUCCUGUGCAGGUUGUACCUCCGUCAGUACACACUCCCCCAAGGAAAGGCCCUCCUCCGACACCGCCAAAACCCAGGCGACCAACCUGUAGCCCAAACGCCUGCAGGGCGUCCGGCCGAGGUCUGCAGCCCAGAGGUCUGAGGGUGAAGCAAGUGGCCGAGUUUAAAGUGGACACCCGAGGCGGCGGCACCGGCGAGCUCCGAGUUUCGGUGAAGGGACCGAAUGGCCUGGAGGAGCCCGUGAAGAUGGUGGAGGCGGACAACGGCAUUUACGAAUGUAACUACUAUCCGAUCGUGACGGGCAGUUACAUCAUCACCAUCACUUGGGGGGCUCACAGCAUCCCGCGCAGUCCGUUUGAGGUCUAUGUGAGCGAGGAAGCUGGGCCUCAGAAGGUGCGGGCUUGGGGUCCCGGUCUGGAGACGGGCCUGGUGGGCAAGAGCGCUGACUUCGUGGUGGAGGCCAUCGGGACGGAGGUGGGAACGCUGGGCUUCUCUAUCGAGGGUCCGUCUCAGGCAAAGAUCGAGUGCGAUGACAAAGGAGAUGGGUCAUGUGAUGUGAAGUACUGGCCCACCGAGCCCGGCGACUACGCCAUCCACGUCAUAUGUGACGACGAAGAUGUGAAAGACAGCCCCUUCAUGGCACGCAUUCUCCCUGCGGCCGUGGACCUCCACCCAGAAAAGGUGAGGUGUUACGGACCGGGUCUGGAACCCGUCGGCUGCAUGAUCAACAAGCCGGCAGAUUUCUCCAUCGACAGCCGAGGAGCCGGCGGCGGAAAGCUGAGGCUCUACGCUCAGGAUGCUGAAGGCUUCCCAAUUGAUGUGGAGAUUAGGGACAACGGCGAUGGGACAUUCUUGUGUGUUUAUAUCCCAAUAAAGCCUCUGAAGCACACAAUCAUUAUCACUUGGGAUGAAGUCAAUGUUCCCAACAGCCCCUUCAGGGUGAGCAUUGGAGAGGGGAGCCAUCCACAGAAGGUGAAGGUUUUUGGUCCCGGCGUGGAGAGAAAUGGACUGAAAGCUAAAGAGCCCACUUACUUCACAGUGGACUGCGGUGAGGCAGGGCAAGGUGAUGUCAGCAUUGGCAUUAAGUGUGCCCCCGGCGUGGUCGGACCCGCUGAGGCCGGCAUCGACUUUGACAUCAUCAAGAAUGACAAUGACACAUUCACGGUCAAGUACACUCCACCGGCACCGGGCCUGUACACUAUCAUGGUGCUCUUUGCUGACCAGGAAAUUCCAAUUAGCCCCUUCAGAAUAAAAGUGGAUCCUUCUUAUGAUGCUGCUAAAGUGAGAGCAGAAGGACCUGGACUCAGUAAAUCGGGUGUAGAAGCGGGAAAGCCGACACACUUCACUAUCUACACAAAAGGAGCCGGCAAAGCCCAGCCUGAGGUCCAUUUCGGAGGCAGAGCUACAGGUGACGUGGUGCGAGACUUUGAGAUCAUUGACAACCACGACUACUCAUACACAGUCCGCUACACCGCUGCCCACCAGGGAAGUUUGGUCAUCACUGUCCUCCACGGGGGUGACGCUAUUCCCAAAAGUCCCUUUCACAUCACUGUGGCUCCACCUCUGGAUCUCAGCAAGGUCCAUGUUGACGGUCUAAACAACAAGGUCGACGUCGGGAAGGAUCAGGAAUUCAGCAUCAGUACAUUGGGCGCCGGUGGUCAAGGCCAACUAGAAGUGAAAAUCAUAUCCCCAUCCAACCGACCGAUACCAUGCAAGCUGGAAUCUGACGCGGCCAAUGAAAGUUAUUCGGUGAGGUACAUCCCGCCAGAGGAAGGGCCUUAUAGUGUGGAAAUCAGCUAUGAUGGGAACCCCAUCCCGGGGAGCCCAUUGGCCGUGGAAGGCAUCUUGCCUCCUGAUCCAUCCAAGGUGCGAGCCUACGGUCCGGGUCUCCAGGGUGGCACGGUGGGCCAACCGGCCCCGUUUGCCAUAGAUACAAAGGGAGCGGGCACCGGAGGGUUAGGCCUGACGGUGGAGGGUCCCUGCGAAGCCAAGAUUGAAUGCCAGGACAACGGUGACGGAUCCUGCUCUGUGUCCUAUUUGCCCACUGAACCCGGCGAGUACAAUAUCAACAUCCUUUUUGCUGAGCAGCACAUCCCCGGCUCCCCCUUCAAGGCCGUCGUCCAGUCCAUCUUUGACCCCAGCAGGGUGACGGCCAGUGGGCCUGGUUUAGAGCGGGGAAAAGCCCACGAAGCCGGCUCCUUCCUAGUGGACUGUUCCAAAGCCGGAGAGGCUGAGCUCACCAUCGAAAUCAUCUCCGAGUCAGGCUCCAAAGCUGAAGUUCACGUGGAGAACAACGGCGACGGAACCUACUCCAUCACCUACAUCCCACAGUGUCACGGCGUGUACACAGUCACCAUUAAGUACGGUGGACACCCAGUGCCGAAAUUCCCCGCACAUCUUGAGGUGGAAGCCGCCCUCGACAUCAGCGGCGUCAAGGUCUUCGGACCUGGCGUGGAAGCGCGAGGAGUCCUGCGAGAAGUGCCCACACAUUUCAUCGUGGACGCCAAGAGUGUUUACCAGUCUUCUGUUAAAGUUUACAUUACGAAUCCUUCGGGCGCCAACACGGGCGCCUACAUUACAGACCAGGGUGACGGCACGUACCGAGUGGACUACACGCCGUUCGAGGAUGGUGUGCAUGUCAUCGAGGUGUUAGUGGAUGAUGACCCCUUACCAAAGAGUCCUUUCAGGGUGUCCGUGAGUGAAGGUUGUGAUCCGAGUCGAGUUCGAGCUUGCGGGCCGGGCCUGGAGGAGGGUCUGGUCAACAAGCACAACCGGUUUACCGUUGAGACCAGGGGUGCUGGCACCGGGGGUCUUGGGCUGGCUAUUGAGGGCCCCUCAGAGGCCAAAAUGUCCUGCAAGGAUAAUAAAGAUGGCAGCUGCAGCGUGGAGUACAUUCCCUUUACUUCUGGAGAAUACGAUGUCAACAUCACCUUUGGAGGACUUCCCAUUCCAGGAAGUCCAUUUCGAGUACCGGUGCGAGAGGUGGUGGACCCCGGCAAAGUGCGCUGCUCUGGACCUGGUCUCGGCAGUGGCGUUCGUGCUCACGUUUUUCAGACCUUCACGGUCGACAGCAGCAAGGCUGGUGUAGCCCCUCUGGAGGUCCAGAUAUUUGGGCCCACAGGUGUUACUGAGCCCGUGAGUAUUAUAGACAAUGGGGACGGGACGCACACGGUCAAUUACACCCCAGGCCACGAUGGUCCAUACACCAUAUGUGUCAAGUACGCCCAGCAAGAAGUCCCUCGAAGUCCUUUCAAAAUCAAGACCCUGCCGGCCCAUGAUGCCAGCAAGGUGCGUGCCAGCGGUCCCGGUCUGAAUUCGUCCGGCGUCCCUGCCAGUCUGCCGGUAGAGUUCACCAUUGAUGCCAGAGACGCCGGCGAAGGGUUGCUCACCGUUCAGAUCCUGGAUCCUGACGGAUGCGAACACCAGGCCGCUAUCUUUGUGCAGGACUGGCACACCCGUGUCUGGGAAUCUCAUAUAGUCAAGAGAACCAUCCCGUUCUCCAUUCUUAAGAGAGCCUACGAUCCUGAGGCAAAGCCCAAGAGGGCCAACAUCCGGGACAACCGAGACGGAACAUACACAGUGUCCUACGUGCCAGAUAUGGCAGGCCGCUACACCAUCACCGUCAAGUAUGGCGGGGACGAGAUCCCGUAUUCGCCGUACCGUAUCCACGCCCUACCCACUGGGGACGCCAGCAAGUGUUUGGUCACAGUGUCCAUCGGAGGACACGGACCAGGGUCCGGUGUCGGUCCCACCAUCCAGAUCGGAGAGGAAACCGUCAUCACUGUAGACGCAAAGGCUGCUGGGAAAGGGAAAGUCACAUGCAAGGUGUCUACACCGGAUGGCGGGGAGCUAGAUGUGGAUGUGGUGGAAAACACGGAUGGGACAUUUGACAUAUACUACACGGCGCCAGAACCCGGGAAGUACGUCAUCACCAUCCGCUUUGGGGGGGAGCACAUUCCUGACAGUCCCUUCCACGUAAUGGCCAAUGAUGAGGAGCCAAGUGAACUCUUGUCACUUCAAACUAACGAGCCGCAUGUCUGUUCUGCACGAUGGGCUACUAAUGGCACGCUUGCGACCAAUGAUCCCAGGAUUCCUGUUAAUGGCAUGGAGGCCAUGUUGCGACCCUUCAGUCUGGUCAUUCCCUUUACCGUCCAGACGGGGGAAAUCACAGGUGAAGUGCGAAUGCCGUCCGGCCGCACAGCUCGCCCGCACAUCUCUGACAACAAGGACGGCACGGUCACCGUCAAGUACUCGCCGAACGAACGUGGCCUGCACGAGAUGGACAUCAAGUACGAAGGCCAGCACAUUCCAGGAAGUCCACUUCAGUUUUUCGUGGACGCCAUUAACAGUGGUCACGUGACAGCCUACGGUCCCGGUCUGAGCCACGGCAUCGCCAACACGCCGGCAGUCUUCACCAUCGCUACCAAGGAUGCCGGAGAAGGCGGUUUGUCUCUGGCGGUGGAAGGUCCGUCCAAAGCUGAGAUCAGUUGCAAGGAUAACAAAGACGGGACCUGCACCGUGUCCUACCUGCCCACGUCCCCUGGCGACUACAUUAUCAUCGUCAAGUUUGACGACAAACACAUCAACGGCAGCCCCUUCGCCGCCAAGAUCACCGGUGACGACCCUCUCGCCACCUCUCAACUCAACGUUGGCACGGCGACUGAUGUCUCCUUGAGGAUCAUGGAGACUGAUCUGGGGAGUCUGACGGCGACCAUUCGGGCACCGUCAGGGAGUGAAGAGGCAUGCCUCCUGAAGAGACUUCCCAACAGACACAUUGGCAUCUCAUUCACACCAAAGGAGGUGGGCGAGCAUGUAGUGAGCGUGAAAAAGGGAGGCACACAUGUGACCAACAGCCCAUUUAAAAUCAUGGUAGCGCAGUCUGAGAUUGGCGACGCCAGCAAGGUCAAAGUGUUUGGGGCGGGCCUGCUGGAGGGACGCACUUUCGAGGUGGCGCAAUUCAUCGUAGACACCAGGACCGCCGGUUACGGAGGUCUGGGUCUGUCGAUCGAGGGGCCUAGUAAAGUCGACAUCAAUUGCGAGGAUGUAGAGGACGGCACGUGUCGUGUCACGUACUGUCCCAGUGAGCCUGGUAACUACAUCAUAAACAUCAAGUUUGCUGACCAGCACGUCUCAGGAAGCCCUUUUACUGUAAAAAUGUUUGGUGAGGGCAGAAUGAAGGAGAGUAUCACCAGGAAGCGCCAGGCACCUGCCAUCGCCACCGUGGGAAGCACUUGUGACCUCAACCUCAAGAUUCCAGGCAACUGGUUUCAGAUGGUUUCAGCGCAGGAGCGGGUGACACGCACGUUCACGCGCAGCAGCCACACGUACACGCGCACCGAGCGCACCGAGAUCAGCAAGACACGUGGCGGAGAGACCAAGAGAGAAGUCCGAGUGGAGGAGAGCACGCAAGUCGGGGACCCGUUUAGAGAUGUCUUUGGAGACUUCCUGGGACGGGAGAGUCUGAGCGGCUUUGGCGGAAAAUCGCCAUUGCAGGAGGGUGAGGCGGCCCACCAGGAAAUGGCGGCUCAGGUGACAAGUCCGGGCGGCAAGUGCGAGGAUGCCGAGAUCAUCCGCGGCGAGGACAGCACGUACAGCGUACGCUUCGUGCCGCAGGAAAUGGGGGCGCACGUGGUGGACGUCAAGUAUCGCGGACAACAUGUGCCCGGGAGCCCCUUCCAGUUCACUGUGGGUCCCUUGGGAGAGGGCGGCGCCCACAAGGUGCGGGCUGGCGGCACCGGGCUGGAGCGUGGCGUGGCCGGCAUCCCAGCUGAAUUCAGCAUCUGGACCAGAGAGGCGGGUGCCGGAGGGCUCUCCAUAGCGGUAGAGGGUCCCAGCAAGGCAGAGAUAGCAUUUGAGGACCGCAAGGACGGUUCUUGCGGGGUCUCCUAUGUGGUCCAAGAGCCUGGAGACUACGAGGUCUCCAUCAAGUUUAACGACGAGCACAUACCAGAUUCUCCCUUCACGGUCCCCGUGGCCAGUUUGUCUGAUGACGCUCGCCGCCUAACCAUCACUAGCCUUCAGGACUCUGGACUGAAAGUUAACCAAGAAGCGUCCUUUGCAGUGCAACUGAACGGAGCCCGAGGACACAUAGAUGCCAAAAUCCACGCACCUUCUGGAGCCACAGAGGAAUGUUUGAUCACUCAACUGGACAUUGAUCAGCACGCCAUCCGGUUUGUCCCUAAAGAAAACGGUGUCCACUCCAUCGACGUUCGCUUCGGCGGAAGCCACGUACCUGGAAGCCCCUUUAAAAUCCGUGUGGGAGAGCCAGGCCAGGCGGGAGACCCCAGCAAGGUGUCAGCUUCUGGGGCGGGCUUGGAGAUCGGGACCACAGGUGUGGCAUCAGAGUUCAUGGUCAACACAUGUAAUGCUGGCGGCGGUGCUCUGUCCGUGACCAUCGACGGUCCCUCCAAAGUCCAGAUGAGCUGUCAGGAAUGCGCUGAGGGCUACCUGGUGUCCUACACCCCCAUGGCCCCCGGUAGCUACCUGAUUUCCGUCAAGUACGCAGGAGCCCAGCACAUCAUCGGCAGCCCCUUCAAGGCCAAAGUUUCAGGUCCUCGCUUGUCCGGAGGUUCCAGUCUUCACGAGACCUCGUCAGUACUGGUAGAAACCGUCACUAAGUCGUCGUCUGGAAAGAUGGGCGCUUUCGCUUCCCUGCCGAAAUUCUCUUCGGAUGCCAGCAAGGUGAUCCCUAGGGGGUCCGGCCUGUCCAAGGCCUUUGUGGGACAGAAAAACUCCUUCAUGGUGGACUGCAGCAAAGCAGGAAGUAACAUGUUGAUGGUGGGGGUCCACGGCCCCAGGGCCCCGUGCGAGGAGGUCUACGUCAAGCACGCGGGCCACAAGAUGUACAAUGUGACGUACACGGUAAAAGAAGCAGGAAACUACAUCCUCAUGGUCAAAUGGGGUGACGCCCACAUACCCGGUAGCCCCUUUCACGUCACGGUGCCGUGAAGCUUUCGCCUCUUUGAUGUUUUGCGUAGAAUAACCAAGUUGUUAGAGUUCUGAUAAAACUGUGAUUCUUUUUUUUUUUUUUUUUAAUGAUGUCAUUUUCUCUGUGUAAGAUUUGACAGGAAGUUAAGAGGAAAGUCUUACUGUAGUUUUGUGAUCGCCUACUGUUUGAUAAAUUUCAUAAAAAUAAUAAAGGGUUCACGGCCUUCGUCACGUUUUAUCUUGAUUGGAUGAAAGCAGUUUGGUAUGUCGGUAUAGUAGAAAGACAACCGGCCUGUCCCACAGUUCUUAAGUUCAGGGUCGGACUGUACCUGGAGUUUCUGCCUA